Molecule: messenger RNA, 1935 nt
Organism: Tachysurus vachellii
Lineage: Eukaryota; Metazoa; Chordata; Actinopteri; Siluriformes; Bagridae
Gene: ppm1j
Product: protein phosphatase, Mg2+/Mn2+ dependent, 1J
Exons: 10
Coding region: 208-1701 (497 amino acids)
Biological process (GO): protein dephosphorylation
Molecular function (GO): protein serine/threonine phosphatase activity
Source: RefSeq, a predicted model, not a curated record
CCAGCGACCAGACCGACAGGCAGAACUUCUGUACUUCCUCAAAGCCUUUCGGAUGAUACACAGCUAUUUUUUUCCGCUAUGAGGAGGCCAUCGUUGGUUAGAACGUCACACGAGUUGAGGAGCGCUGGGUUCCUGCACCGCGCCUCGCCCGCUGCGCAGCUCUGUGUUCGCUUUUAGCUUUUACGCGCUGUGUAACACCGCGCCGCAAUGAUUAGCAAAGUGAAAAAUGCCAUGUCCUCGCUGGUGGGCGGCAUAGUUCCACACGGCCACCACCACCACCAUCAUCAUCCUCAGCAGCAGCAGCAGAGCGGAGCGGAUUCUUUGCCUCCGCGCUUCCCUUACGCGCGGCCCGAGUUCCUGGAGCUGAGCGCUGAGUUGGUGCAGUAUGCGGCUGAACACGCAUCCCGGCCCGUCAUUACACCACGGAGAGACGCCAAGAUGCCCUGGCGCACAGGAUACGCAGAGGUCGUAAAUGCAGGAAAAAGUAUGCUGAAUGAGGACCAGGCCUCGUGUGACGUGCUAUACGUGAAAAAGCUCACUAGCAAACAGCAACGUGCCUCUGUGCUGCUAGAGGACAAUGGGGACACCACGGGUAUCCCUUUGCAUUUCUGGGGUGUAUUUGAUGGUCACGCCGGCUCUGGAGCUGCUCUCAUGGCCUCCAAAAUCCUCCAUCGUCUCAUCCGAGACCGUUUGUGUGAAGUAGCUCAUCUUUUGGAGAAUCAGAGCAACCCACCACCCAUCUGCCUCGCUAAGAAUGGGAGUCCCUAUCAGGCGGAGCAAAAGAAGGGAUCUUGCAUGGAUGCAGAAGACCAGGAUGGGCCUGUAGAUCCCAUUGCUCGGUUCCACAUGGAGAAGGCUGUCAGUUUGGAAAGUCUGGUAAUGGGAAUCAUAGAGAAUGCCUUCAAACAGAUGGACGAUCUCAUUGAAAAGGAGAAGGUAUCUUACAGCAUUUCUGGAGGAUGUUGUGCCUUGACUGCUGUGCAUUUGUUAGGGAAACUCUACGUAGCAAAUGCAGGUGACAGCAGAGCUAUAAUUGUUCGCAACGAUGAGAUUAUUCCCAUGUCUAACGAGUUCACACCAGAGAGUGAGAGACAGCGGCUACAGUACCUGGGAUUUCUUAAACCAGAACUGCUUGGGAAUGAAUUCACACACAUUGAGUUCCCCCGACGCAUUCAGCACAAUGAGCUAGGCAAGAAGAUGCUAUUUAGAGACCAUACAAUGACGGGGUGGGCAUAUAAGACAAUUGUUGAAGAUGACCUCAAGUUCCCCCUCAUUUAUGGAGAGGGGAAAAAGGCCAGAGUCAUGGCUACGAUUGGAGUAACACGUGGUUUAGGAGAUCAUGAUCUGAAAGUGUACAACUCAAACAUUCAUAUCAAACCUUUCCUAUCCUGCUGUCCAGAGGUGAAAGUAUACAAUAUUUCUGAGCAUAAGCAUGGUACUGAUGACGUCCUCAUUAUGGGAACGGAUGGAUUGUGGGAUGUGACUUCUGACAGAGAAGUAGCAGAUGCAGUGAAUAAAUUUCUAUCCACCUGUGAGCCUAAUGACCCAAUGAGGUAUACUUUGGCUGCUCAGGAUCUCCUAAUGAGGUCACGUGGCGUUCUGAAAGAGCGGGGUUGGAGGCUGCCAAAUGACAGACUGGGAUCAGGCGAUGACAUAACAGUGUUUGUCAUCCCACUGGCUGGGGAAGAGUUAGCGACAUGACAAAGCAGAUCACUUAUUCUCUGGCAAGCAAAUCAGGACACGGCGCUAAUUCACGCCAGCUGAGGAAGGGGUGUAAUACCAAAAAAAUCCAUUCUCAUCUCAGCUGAAUGGAAUUAUGUAUGCAUUGCUCCUCUUCCUCCGACUUUUCAGAAGAAUCAUCUCGACUCUUACCUCUUCUUAUUACGCCUGGGAUGACAUCAUCAUUAAGUGCCAUUCUUCUCACUCAACAUUUCU